AUGACCCAUUUGAUCCAAUUAUUUUCAUUUAUUUUCGUUUUUUUUGUAUAUUUUACUACAGAACUACUGAAAAAUACACUUCCAAAACAUGCCGUGGCGCUGAAGUGUGGCUACAACAUGCUGUAUCGCAAUUUCACAACCAACCAGCUUACUAAUUCACUUUUUAUCGCACAACCCACAUGCAUAAAACUUUACCGGCCCAGAUACAUCCAACAGCAUCUUAAAAGCACUUCAUGCGAUACCGGCACCGAUCAUAUAAGUGAAGUAAAUAAUUACAAUUCAUCUACCUAUUCCCCGCAUACAUUGCUCAGGAAGAGCCACCUCUACACUCCAGACGAGAUUGGCUGCUAUCUAACUCUAUGCGCUGCCAUAAAUGGCGAUUUAUCUGCAUUAGAUUUGUUACAGAGGAUCAGUAUUAGAGCGUCAGCCGCCACUGCCUUUAAGACUGGAUUAUUUAAACAGGAAUUAUCAAAGCUACUAAACUCAAAUGGAGGCCCAACCAAAACAAGUAAUGCAACACCGCUCUUACUUUCAAAUGUCAAAAAUGAUCAAAACGGCACAUGUACCAUAACCGCAUGGCAGAAGGAAACUCUCAAUAAAAUAUUAAAAUCUAUUGGCCAUGGCAAUAAAGAGGGUAAUUUAGAACAAGAAAAUUAUGCAAUUAAACCAAUUGAUAUUGAUAAAAUCGAAGUGUCUCCUAAAGCACGCGAAAUUGCAUCACCUAAUGAUCCAAAGUAUGGAAUUCACUAUUUCUGGAUUCCAUAUUUAAAGUUUACCAAGCUGAUAGGAUCUGGAUACUCAGAUUACAUCCAGCAUAUUGUUAAAUCUCACAUACUAACAGAUACACUUGAGCUCGAGCAAUCGCCAGAGUUUGAGAUACUUUUUAGCCCUGCCAAUAAUGAUUUAAACAUAGAAUCACUUGGAUUGAUAUGCCUCGAACAGUUAAUACCAUUGGACAUCACUUCUAACUGGUACAACACUAUAACAGAUUUCUUGGGCAUUAAAAAUUAUAGGAAGUUCAAAUUGCGCGUUGUUGCAAACUAUGCAAUACCUAUCAUUAUACCAUUGGCCAAAACGCUCCAAUUUGUCGCUUUAGACCGCCUUUGGCACAAUAUAAAACACUCAACUCCCCAAACCAGACAUUCUAUAGAAGAGUUAUACAUGUUUUACAAGGAUGGUUAUAAUUCUAUAACGCCGACUGAUGGUUCUUUCUCGCCUAUUCAUGCUAGUGAUGAUGCCAUUUCGUUGUGGUGGAAUAAACCUGAACUAUGCAUCAAAUACCUAUUACAGGCACCAAUGAGUGAUAACUGCGGAAGCUGUAAACCUUCUCUUAUCGAGUUGUGCCUAGAAAAGUUGGGUUUUCCGUCCCCUGAGCUGGCAAUAAGCUUGACCAAUUACUUCAACACUGUGAUUAGCAAUACCAAAUUCUACAGUUACAGCAAUGUGUUGGAUAACAACGAAUUUGAACCAGCAAUAGGGCAUUUACACCUCAAUUCAUUACAGUCCCAAUUGCCCAAUGAAGACUCCUUUCCCGAUGCCACGUAUGAGAUACUAAAAAAUAGCUACAAGAACCAAUUGUUUGUCAAUCAUGAAGAUGGGAAGGCCAUAAGAUCUGUGAUUAAUUCAAUGUACAGGUGUGGCAUAACCGCUCGUAAAGUACCUGUGGAUGGUUUGCGUAUUUUGACAUUGGAUGGCGGAGGGAUAAGAGCUAUAGUGCCAUUGUUGAUAUUGAAGAUGUUGUUGAAGGAAAUGGGAGGGCCGCCCCUCUACGAAAUAUUUGACUUAUUUGGUGCCACAAGUUCGGGUUCUCUAAUCCUUUCGUUACUGCUGUUCCACAAAUUUACAAUUGAUGAUACAAUAGCUCUGUUCCAUACAAUGUUUACCAAGAUUUUUUCAAGGAACAAAUGGACAAUUAUGCCUGACGUGUUGCGCUAUUUGACUUCUCGAGCCAAAUUUGACCAUCAGAUUCUAGAGACAUUCGGCAAAAUGAUCUUCAGCAACUUGAAAAUGCAUGAAUUCAAUGCGGACCCAAGGACGCCUCAUGUGUUUUUCACUUCUACACAAACAUUGCCAUGGCCUCCACGCCCGGUAAUCUUCAGGUCCUAUCCAUUGAGAUCUAGCCAUGGCCUGAGUUCUGGCAGUAACUUAGAGGAACUGAGGUUUUUUGAUAUUUGGGAGGUUUUACGAUCGUCAACUGCGGCCCCCACAUACUUUGAGCAGUUUACCAAACAAGGUAAAUGCUACUCUGAUGGAGCGAUACUAACAAACAACCCAACUCUAGAAGCUAUAAAUGAGGCAAAAAUGCUGUAUCCAAAUAUACCGAUAAAGUGCGCAGUAUCAAUUGGGACUGGGAUAUUUAUGAAUUUUGAAGAUGGUAGACCAUUAGAAGCCUCAAAGGCUAGGUCGGGAGCGGGAGGUUUAGUUGAGCUGUUAACAUAUGCCUCAACUAAUGUGGAACACGUGCAUAGAUAUUCGAAAAUGAUCUUGGGGGUAGAUAGAUAUUUUAGGCUAGACCCGCUCAUACCUGAAAUUUCACUCGACGAGACAAAUAUCGCUGCCAUUGAGGAAUUAGUCAAGUCUAUUGAGGCGUAUUUGGGCGACCAUGGUACCAAAAGUACCAUAAGUCGGAUAGCCAAGCUAUUGUUAUGA
This is a messenger RNA of Babesia microti strain RI, 2649 nucleotides long. Its product is annotated as mediator of replication checkpoint protein 1. Bases 1 to 2649 code for a protein of 882 amino acids. The record is from RefSeq and is a predicted model, not a curated record. Lineage: Eukaryota; Apicomplexa; Aconoidasida; Piroplasmida; Babesiidae. The transcript has 2 exons. Gene Ontology annotation, biological process: fatty acid metabolic process. Gene Ontology annotation, cellular component: membrane. Gene Ontology annotation, molecular function: glycerophospholipase activity.